GCAGCGGCGAUGCCGCGGGCGGGCGGCCUCCCAAGGGUCCCGGCCUUGGCACUGCUGGCCCUGGCGCUGGUGGGGUCCCCGGGCGGCGGGCAACACUACGACUACUACGGCUGGCAGACCGAGAGCCUGCCCCACGGGCGCUACUACGGGCGGGAGCCGCAGUGCCUCGACAUCCCGCCCGACAUGCAGCUCUGCCGCGACGUGGGCUACAAGCGCAUGCGGCUGCCCAACCUGCUGGAGCAUGAAACCAUGGCCGAGGUCAAGCAGCAGGCCAGCAGCUGGGUGCCUCUGCUCGCCAAACAGUGCCACACCGACACACAGCUCUUCCUCUGCUCCCUCUUCGCCCCCGUCUGCCUCGACCGGCCCGUCUACCCCUGCCGCUCUCUCUGCGAGGUGGUGCGUGACUCCUGCGCCCCUGUCAUGGAGUCCUACGGCUUCCCCUGGCCCGAGAUGCUGCACUGCAGCAAGUUCCCCUCCGACCACGAACUCUGCAUCGCCGUCCAGUUUGGAAACAGCAAGGCCACCCCACCACCAGUAUCGAAGAUCUGCACCCAGUGCGAGAUGGAGCACAAGGCAGAUGGCAUGAUGGAGCAGAUGUGCUCAAGUGACUUUGUGGUGAAAAUGCGCAUCAAGGAGAUGACAGAGGAGAAUGGGGAGCGGCGGCUGGUGGCUGCCCAGAAGAAGAAGGUGCUGAAACUGGGCCCACUCAAGCGCAAGGACACCAAAAAGAUGGUCCUGCACAUGAGGAACGUGGGUGCCUGCCCUUGCCCCCAGCUUGACAGCCUCAGCGGUAGCUUCCUGGUGAUGGGUCGCAAGGUGGGCGGCCGCUUGCUCCUCCUUGCUGUCUACCCCUGGCAGAAGCACAACAAGGAGAUGAAGUUUGCAGUGAAGUUCAUGUUCUCCUACCCCUGUCCUCUCUAUCAUCCCCUGCUCUAUGGGGCUGGGCAGCACUAGAGCUCUGUCUGUCCUGCCAUGGGACUCCUGCACUGUCCUGAUACUGCAUUCGUGGUUGCACCCCAGGACUUCAGCUUUGUUUUUCUCGGUCCCUUGACCAUAUCCCAGGACCCCUAGGAUUCCCAGCUGCAUUUGUGGAAGCCUUGGUCUACAGCCAGGACCCUUGCCCCACCCUGAGAGCCCUGCUUUGCACCUCUGCAACCCCUAUUCUGCUCCCAGGACCCCUGCCCACCCCCCAGAAGUUUAGAUUGCACCCAGGACCCUUGCUCUGCAUGCUUGUGAACCCUGCUCUGCACCAGAGACCCUUGGCUACCAGAGACCAAGGCCUCUGACCAGCACCCCAGGGACACUUGCCUGGACUUAGAAUUCUUGCUUGGCCCUCUUGGAUCCCUUCUGCUGCAGCUCUGCUACCCUGCAUCGCUGCUCAGCUCCCCAGUAACAUCCUUAACCCCUCCAAAUCCCUCUGCCAGCCCACUAAAACAUCUCAUGUCCUCACCUUGAGCUCACAUGCCAGCCUGGGAUUGCCCCACCUUUGUAGGGACCCACCCCAGCCAAAGCACAUCUCUCCUGCCCUGCUGUCCCCACAGACUGGCCUCCUCCAGACCAAGUGCCCAGAGCAGCACAGCCCCUGCUUGGGCUCUCCCACCCUUCCCAUCCCACAUGGCUCAGUGAGGGAUCACCUCCAAACCCCCUUGACUAGCCCAGCUGCGUCCCUCACACCCCACCAAGACCCAGCCCAGGCAUCCCUUCUCCAUCCACACUGCAGUAAAUUAUGUUGCCUCAGAGAAGCCUG
Calypte anna (Anna's hummingbird) is the source of this 1747-nucleotide messenger RNA. RefSeq names its product secreted frizzled related protein 5 (gene SFRP5). The transcript has 3 exons. The record is from RefSeq and is a predicted model, not a curated record. Gene Ontology annotation, biological process: negative regulation of canonical Wnt signaling pathway; non-canonical Wnt signaling pathway; canonical Wnt signaling pathway. Lineage: Eukaryota; Metazoa; Chordata; Aves; Apodiformes; Trochilidae. The coding region runs from base 10 to 954 and encodes 314 amino acids. Gene Ontology annotation, molecular function: Wnt-protein binding.